AUGUCCCGCUUCGCAGUCGUUGUGUUGUGCGCCAUGGCUUUCCUGAUCCAGGCUGUGCUUAGCCAGCAGCACGGCGAUUGCAACCAAAUUUCUUACGGCAAGUCCGGAGUGGUUCUCAGCGGGAUCAGCUCAAGCAAGAGCGGGUCCAGCUACGGCUCCUCCGUGUCGUACGGCGGUACCGGCACCGGGCAGGUCGGCGUGUCCGGCGACAUCGGCGCGUGCGGCACCACCUGCGUCGUCGGCUCCGUGCCCGUGCUCGGCUCCAUCAAGUUCGGCGGCAAGGUACCCGCGUCCGGCGCCGUGUCCAUCAAGGGACAGUGCGAGUGCGGUUGCAAAGCUUAA
Messenger RNA from Cydia amplana, 342 nucleotides. RefSeq names its product chorion class A protein Ld2/Ld41-like. Lineage: Eukaryota; Metazoa; Arthropoda; Insecta; Lepidoptera; Tortricidae. The transcript is spliced from 2 exons. The record is from RefSeq and is a predicted model, not a curated record. The coding region runs from base 1 to 342 and encodes 113 amino acids.